Molecule: messenger RNA, 1090 nt
Organism: Haliotis rubra (blacklip abalone)
Lineage: Eukaryota; Metazoa; Mollusca; Gastropoda; Lepetellida; Haliotidae
Exons: 4
Coding region: 1-399 (132 amino acids)
Source: RefSeq, a predicted model, not a curated record
AUGUCUUUUCGUGAGGUCAAGUAUGGUACAGCGGCGUCUGAAUCACCUCUACAGUGCAGUAAUAGCGGUAGUGACGUGUUUUGCGCAGGUUUUUACGUCGAUGUUUUCCGAUAUUUUUGUAUAAAAGGGGAUACGAGCGAUACUAUCUUCAGUCCACGAGUAUUUGCUUUGUACUGCGGCAGAAGUUCUACAGACUCAAGCAAAAAUGAAUACUCUUCAAAUUCUCGUAGUUCUUAUGGCAGUAUGCUGUGCAAGUCAAGGGAGACAUAUCCGUUCCAGGCGUUUUGUAAACCAACCACCAUCAGGUUUAUUCCCGCCAGGCAACAAUCAUCUGGAUAUCCAAGCGAUUAUGGCACUCUUGAAGAAUCCAAUGAUGAUGAAAGGGCUUGGUCAGGUUAAUAGUCAACAACAACAACAACAACCGCAGCAGCAGCAGCAACAACUAGGAACGGGUCAAAUUCCACAAGCCGAAGUGACCCAACAUACAAAGAAUCAAGGACAAGUUCAGGGACAGACACCAACACAAAAUGGAGGUCACGGUCAGCAAGGUCACACAAACAAUGGUCAGACACAACAGGUCCCCGUCCCAGCUCCAGCUGCCAAUACUCUAAAGACUGUCGAUCCAAUGCAGCAGCUUAUGGGGUCUUCAAACAUGUUCACCGACCCAAUGUUUUUACAAUACUUGGCGAGAAGGGUAAACAUGAUGAAGCCCAAAUACAGGAGAGGAGACUUUAUCCCCCAAAAAGGCCUCUUCCCGGGAGGAUAUGUGAUAUCUGCUGAUGGUAGUGAUGCUGAAGUGAGGGACAUAUAUGGAAGGUUGCACUCAAUUGAUGGUGGCAUUUUCCAAGCAUAAAGCUUGUGCAGACAUUUUCACAUUGUGAUAGAUUUACAGGAUCCGACUUUUCUUUUGCCUGCUGGACGGGCAUAUCACAGAUCAUACAAUUAAUGUAGAUUCUCACUGCAAUGCAUCUCAUGUACAUACAAGUGUUUCAUGGUCUAUAAACACCGACUUCAUCUUUGUCCAUCAAAACUUUACAUAAUUUUGAUAGAAGUCUCUCUUUUUUGAUAAAUAAAAUUUCUGUUAAACAUA